AAGACUCGCUUCGACAAACGACAGAACAGUCAGAAUCCAAAAUCAAAAUAAUCGUCGGUGAAGUCCAUGUGUUAUUAUUUACCUAAAAAUUGUCAAUAAAUUCCGACAGAAUGAGGAAUUUACUUCAGACAAAGUUUAUCAACCAAUUUCAAACUGUGAUAAAACAUGGCAUGUGUUCCAAGGCUCUAACGGCUGUCGCUGACAAAACAGUAGCGAACGACAAAGUCGAUUCCAAAGACAAAAUUGAUUGGAUGGAAGAAUUAAGAGAACUGGACAACAGAUCCGUGCUAGAUGCACCGGUUUCAAAGGAUCUUUAUAAAUCAUCUACGCCAGCAUUGUCACCAACAUUCAACCUAGCUGCGUAUGUAAACGAGUCGGAAACACUUCAGCAACUCAUCAAACUUGGUGUGGAUUUGAGUAAAAUAGAACGUCGCAAAGGUCUAUCCCAGUUUGUACUGAAAUUGGACUUUGAGAAGGACGUGAAAAAUCACAUCACAUUUUUGCAUCAAGAGUGUGGCCUACCGAUGGAAGCAUUUGGAUCCGUCCUGACGAAGAAUCCGCUAAUUUUUAAAGAGAGUUUACUGGAUCUGGAAACGAGAGUGACCUAUCUGAAAUCCAAAUUGUUCAAACCAGUCGAUAUCGCUCGCAUUGCCGAAAAGAAUCCGUUUUGGUUGAUGUUCCGGACGCAGCGUAUUGACAGGCGCUUGGGCUUCUUCCAGAAAAAAUUUGACUUACUUGGAUCGCAGGUACGCGCGUUAACAGUCAAACAGCCACGGCUCAUAACGUACCAUCUGCAAUCAGUUGAACGGAACGCAUUCAGUAUACGAGAAGAGUUUGGGUUUUCGUCGGAUGAGACAAGGAUGUUAGUCCUACAAACACCCAGGAUCCUAAUGAUGAACCAGCACAACCUCCUCGGUCGUCUAGAUUACAUCCACAACACAAUGGGAAUAUCGCACGAACAAAUUGUAAAAUCGUCGGGUGUACUGCAGAGUCGCGAACAUAUAAUCAGGCAGAGGCAUGAAUUUUUGAAAUUAAUUGGUAGAGCGCAGUACGAUCCGACGAAGGACCUGUAUGUGUCACUGAUCGAAUUAGUUGUUGGAACCGAUCAAGAAUUUGCUCUGAAUGUGGCGGGAACGUCGUAUAUAAAGUUUGAAACAUUUUUGCGACAAUUGUAGAAACGAAAUGGAAAUGGAAUAAAAGAUCGAGACGAAGGUUUUAGAGAUCAAGCU
Bradysia coprophila is the source of this 1229-nucleotide messenger RNA. RefSeq names its product mitochondrial transcription termination factor 3 (gene mTerf3). Gene Ontology annotation, cellular component: mitochondrion. Lineage: Eukaryota; Metazoa; Arthropoda; Insecta; Diptera; Sciaridae. The record is from RefSeq and is a predicted model, not a curated record. Gene Ontology annotation, molecular function: double-stranded DNA binding. Gene Ontology annotation, biological process: mitochondrial ribosome assembly; mitochondrial transcription; regulation of DNA-templated transcription.